Babesia bovis T2Bo is the source of this 689-nucleotide messenger RNA. RefSeq names its product GINS complex family protein. The transcript has 4 exons. Bases 95 to 682 code for a protein of 195 amino acids. NCBI's taxonomy places the organism in Eukaryota, Apicomplexa, Aconoidasida, Piroplasmida, Babesiidae. The record is from RefSeq and is a predicted model, not a curated record. Gene Ontology annotation, biological process: mitotic DNA replication initiation. Gene Ontology annotation, cellular component: GINS complex.
GAUUGAUACAAUAUUAACACAGUAUAACAUGGUGUAGUCUUACACAUUGCACUGUUAGACGGUGGUAAUCAAGGUGUGUGGUUACUUAAGGACUAUGAUGGACAAACAAGUUGAGGAGAUUGUCGCAAACAAUCGCGGAAGAUCUCGGCACAUUGAUUUUCUGAAAAUACCCUGCAAGGUUAUAUGCCCAUUACCGGGAAUGGCUUUCCUUUCUCCUAAAGCUUUGGAAGAACAUAGGCUAAACAUACGAAUUGAUGAAGUUUUACCGGAAGAUGAUUUAGACUUGCAUCUUUUCUAUGCAAAACAUCUUUAUACGAGUGGAUUGUGUAAAAUCAGCUUUCCAGCAUACUAUAAUAACGUUGGGGCAUUGCUUGCGGAACCAACUGCCACAGCUCUAGGGUUGCUGUCUCCCUUCUAUUUUCAACUUGGAUACGAACUCUGUAAUUUGCUACCGGAGAACGAGUGGCCAAUAGAUAAUUUCCAUAAGAUAUUGAAGGAAGCUGAAUGUAAAAGACGUCUUUAUCUGCUACGACGCAACGACACGUGCGAUGAUACUUUCCUCAUGGGACUGACAUUCGAGGAACGCAAACUACAGAGCGUAUUGAUGCAUGGCGAUAGUAAUGCGUUAAUCACGAGUGUGACGUUGAACAGCAUAUCGAACUUUUAUGGUUUUGAAAAUUAGAAUGUCA